GGGACUAGCGGAAGGAGGGAGGGGGCCGCGCUUGGUGCCCGGGCCGGGCCAUAGGGCCACACGGCCACGCUAGCGCCGCCGCCUGCGAGUCCACGCCGGAGCCGAGCCGGGCCAGGCAGGCAGAGAAGCUCGGGUCAACCAUGCUGAUGAAAAUUUAAGUUGGAUUUGAGAAACAAGAAGCUGCCUGGAAGUUUGUGUUUUAUGGCUGACAUCCGGACAUUGAAAGGCAGUUCAGCGUCUGUCGGUCCAUUGUCUUGUUUAAGCGCCCUAGAGGGGAGGGAUGUCCCUAUUUGACGAUGAGCAAAGUCAGCAAGGUCAGGUGUCAUGCUCAGAAUCCCAGGCCCCGGGAAGCCUCUAGGAUGCCUGAGUGUGCCUCUCUCCCGCCCCCAGCCUGGCUCCCAUCAUGAGUGCUGAGCUCAACGUGCCUAUGGACCCGUCCACUCCUGCUGGCUCAGAGCCUGGCCACAAGGGCAUGGAUUACCGGGACUGGGUCCGCCGUAGCUACCUGGAACUGGUCACCUCCAACCACCACUCUGUGCAGGCCCUCUCCUGGAGGAAGCUCUACCUGAGCAGGGCCAAGCUGAAGGCCUCCAGCCGCACCUCCGCCCUCCUUUCAGGCUUCGCCAUGGUGGCCAUGGUGGAGGUGCAGCUGGAGACUCAGUACCAGUACCCGCGGCCGCUGCUCAUCGCCUUCAGCGCCUGCACCACCGUGCUGGUGGCCGUGCACCUCUUCGCCCUGCUCAUCAGCACGUGCAUCCUGCCCAACGUGGAGGCCGUGAGCAACAUCCACAACCUCAACUCCAUCAGUGAGUCGCCGCACGAGCGCAUGCACCCCUACAUCGAGCUGGCCUGGGGCUUCUCCACCGUGCUCGGCAUCCUGCUCUUCCUGGCCGAGGUUGUGCUGCUCUGCUGGAUCAAGUUCCUGCCCGUGGACGCGCGCCGCCAGCCCGGCUCCGAGCCCGGCCCCGGGGCCCACACGGGCUGGCAGGCCGCCCUCGUGUCCACCAUCAUCAUGGUGCCCGUCGGACUCAUCUUCGUGGUCUUCACCGUCCACUUCUACCGCUCGCUGGUGCGUCACAAAACGGAGCGGCACAACCGCGAGAUCGAGGAGCUGCACAAGCUCAAGGUGCAGCUGGACGGGCACGAGCGCAGCCUGCAGGUCGUGUGAAGGCUCCGCUCCCCCGGCGGCUCCCGGGAGCCUGCUUCUGGGCCAAGCUCAAGAAUGUAAAUUGCUCACGAGGCUGCCUACUCACUGCCAGGUAGUUCAAGACCAAAGUUUUACUCCUGUCUUAAUGCUGUAAAACCUGGAUCAUUUUCCCUCAGAAAAUGGAAAUCCUUAAGUGACAGACUGUUGCUAAGAGCUUAGGGCAAAGAAAGGCUGAGUCCUGGGCCCUGGGGACUUCCUGAGACAGGAGACAGGGCUGCCGCCCUGUGGUCGCUCACAGAUGUGGAACAAGUGGCCAGGGGUGCAGCGUGCCUGCUGGAGGCCCAGUCGGUAGAGCUGUGAGUUCAGAGGAUUGCCUCGUGACACCUGCAGGGGGCUGCACAGCAGCCUGACGGUACCUGCCUGCUGCGAUGGGGGACUGUGGUGAUUCCAUGGGACACAGGGUUACAGCUGGGCCUGGUGCUUCCCUCCCCUGCUCUGGAGGGAGUUGGGCGGCCUGGCUUAUGGGGAAAGCAGGAGCCUGGGCACACGUCAGCCCAGCAGGUGUGGUGGGUGCUCCAGGAAGUGGCAGACUUGUCAGGGUCUGGGGGAGACUUUCAAGGGUGGAGGCCUGGCAGAGUCGGGAAGGCAUGUCUGUGGGUCCCCUGCGUGAGGAGGCUAUUACCUGAGGGUGCUCCAAAGCACACUGGGCUCAUGUUCGUUCUUCCCAGCCAACCUGGAGCCGUAGCCACACUGACCGAGCAAGUCCACCAGGUUGGGAAGGGCCCACAAUCCAGAGAUCUCCAUCUCUUGGCCACAGAAUGCCCUCGGAGCCUGAGUCAGCUACCCUUCUGGGCUGUGGCUACAGGUCAGGGGCACUCAGGCAGCAAAGCCUGCCCAUCUCCCUGCUGCCCAUCGUUCCAGGCAGCAGGAAAGGCGACCUGGGGGACUUCCUGCCUUGACAAGCAGGCCUAGCCUGGUCUGGUCUGUGGUGGUGGCCCCAGGGCCAGCCCUGGCCAAUGCAGGUCCUGCUUGACGUGAGACAACUGUAGGGAAGCUAUGACCCCAUAUACUCGUCCCUCCUGGGCCCCCCAGACCUCUCAGCUGCACGUCGCGGCCCAGCUCACACAUUUUCUGCCAUGCACAGUGUGUUUUCGAUAAGGGCAUUUGGUAGCCCUAGCCCGUGUUCUUGAGCUGUUCACAUACAGGCUACAGCUCAACUUGCAUGUACUUCGAGCUGCUUUGAAAAACCACGUAGCCACCUGAAGAAGGCCUUUUUGUUUGUUUUUACAAAGCAUCAUUGAACUUCAUGCUCUGAUGGCACUUCUGUCGACAGCCUAGUAUCUGUGGGGCCUGGGUUGCCUGUGUCAUGAAACCCUCGCUGGCCCAGUGGUGUCUGGGAAUGUGGCCUCCUGGUGAGACUGUAAAUCUCAACAUGUAACUCUGAAAUGCUGAGGGGCCCUUUGGGAGCUGUGCUGAGAAUCCCCAGUGUCAGUGGUGACACUUAUGGAAAGCCUGGACAUUGUCCCGCCAGAGAAGUGCCCUGGUGUUUUCCAAGGGCGUGUCCCUUGCAUCUUAUGCAGACAUUUGUUGUGACUUGCUUGCUCUAUAGCGCAUGGCUGCUUUCCCAGAGCCUUGUUGAAAAGGUUCAUCUGCUUUGCAAAAGAAUGUCAGUGUUACUGUAAGACAGUCAUUUGUGUCCUGGCAGUAACAAGACAGGCUGGCUCUUCCCCUCCGCUGGGAGCAGCCACCCAGCCCUUACUCUGGCCUGAGCCUGUUGAGAGGGGCCCUGCUGGACUCACUGCUGCUGCCCACUUUCUCAGGCCACCUGGUGCCCCUGCCCCAUGCGCCAGACCUAUGGAGUGCCAUGCUCCCCAGACUGGAAGGCACACCCCCAGUAUCAGUGGGGGCCAGUUGUUACGCCUGAUCCAUGAGCAGAGCCGUUGGCUUGGCCGCAUCAGGUCUGACACUAGGUGCCCAAUGCCAGAGCCACACAGGUAGGAAACAUGCCACAUACCACAUUUAGACACUGGGAGAAUCAUGUCCUCGUAAUGUCCCGUUCUCUCACCCAGAGUGCUGUCCCAGCUCUGGCCUUUCUCGAGGAAUGCGGCAGAGACGACGUGGGUCUGGGGAGGACGAUGGAAGCUAAGCUGCUAGCUGGAGUUGUAGAACACCUCCGCGGGGCAGCUGCGGGGAGGGGCUGGCAAGUUACAGGCCACAGAUUUGGCUUCUGGAGGUUUAACGUGACGGGAGCGUUCCAGGCCGUGGCCUCUCCGUGCUGAGGCGCCACGGCCGCCCCAGGGCCAGCGCAGGCUUGCCGUGUUUCCCUCCGAGCACAGCCUUCCGGUGCUCAUGCAACAUGCCCGCAGACACUUCAGGCCCAUUCCGAAGUGGAACACCAUCUCCCUUUAGUACCUGACCAGAAAUUUCAAAACUCAAGUGUUUCUAUUUUAGAAACUGUGAGGGCAGAAUGUAUUUUAGUGUCUUCUAGGAAGGUCUGUGGAGGAUAAAACCACAGAAGCCUGAGUGGAUGGAGGCCCCUCUGCAGUCCUCACCUGCCUCGUGCUGAUUCAUUCGUUAUGCAUGACAGUGUGCGUCGUGUGGUGGGCAGAACCCCCGUCCUCCAUGGGGUUUUAAAACAGUUGCUCUGAAUUGAACUGAAUAAACAAGCUAUGAAUCAC
Messenger RNA from Rhinolophus ferrumequinum (greater horseshoe bat), 3825 nucleotides. RefSeq names its product ORAI calcium release-activated calcium modulator 2 (gene ORAI2). NCBI's taxonomy places the organism in Eukaryota, Metazoa, Chordata, Mammalia, Chiroptera, Rhinolophidae. The coding region runs from base 404 to 1168 and encodes 254 amino acids. Gene Ontology annotation, biological process: store-operated calcium entry. The transcript has 4 exons. The record is from RefSeq and is a predicted model, not a curated record. Gene Ontology annotation, molecular function: store-operated calcium channel activity. Gene Ontology annotation, cellular component: membrane.